This is a messenger RNA of Capronia epimyces CBS 606.96, 501 nucleotides long. Its product is annotated as ubiquitin-conjugating enzyme E2-18 kDa. Gene Ontology annotation, cellular component: cytosol; endoplasmic reticulum. NCBI's taxonomy places the organism in Eukaryota, Fungi, Ascomycota, Eurotiomycetes, Chaetothyriales, Herpotrichiellaceae. Bases 1 to 501 code for a protein of 166 amino acids. The transcript is spliced from 2 exons. The record is from RefSeq and is a predicted model, not a curated record.
AUGACCUCCAACGUAGCUUCAAAGCGUCUCUUCCAAGAGUACAAGUCUCUCCUGACGAAUCCGCCUGAAGGGAUUUCAGCGGGGCCCGUGAACGAAGAUGACCUGUUCAUUUGGGAAGCUCUGAUACAAGGGCCUGAAGGGACACCCUAUGAGGGCGGAAUAUUUCCUGCAGAACUCAGAUUUCCUAAGGACUAUCCCCUAAAUCCACCUAAGAUGAAGUUCCUUGGUGAAAUCUGGCAUCCCAAUGUGUACACCAAUGGCGAAGUCUGUAUAUCCAUUCUCCAUCCCCCCGGAGACGACCCCAAUCAUUAUGAGAGCGCUUCAGAGAGAUGGUCACCCAUCCAGAGCGUGGAAAAAAUCCUGAUAUCUGUCAUGUCUAUGUUGGCUGAGCCCAACGAUGAAAGUCCUGCGAAUGUGGAAGCUGCAAAGAUGUGGAGGGACCGACGUCUGGAGUUUGAAAAGAAGGUUCGAGAAGGAGUAAGACGGUCACUAGGCCUUUGA